This is a messenger RNA of Aptenodytes forsteri (emperor penguin), 3792 nucleotides long. It is a transcript of the gene ARMC2, whose product is annotated as armadillo repeat containing 2. Lineage: Eukaryota; Metazoa; Chordata; Aves; Sphenisciformes; Spheniscidae. The record is from RefSeq and is a predicted model, not a curated record. The transcript is spliced from 18 exons. Bases 1 to 2637 code for a protein of 878 amino acids. Gene Ontology annotation, molecular function: protein binding. Gene Ontology annotation, biological process: cilium organization; sperm axoneme assembly.
AUGCAAGCUUCAAAGAAUAAAAAUACAGACAAGGCAGAACCAUUCUACAGGCUUUCAGUGCCAAAGCAGAAGACCAGUUCUGAGAUUAUAAAUGAAGCCAGAAAUGUUCUACGAACACUAAGAACUCGGAGACCGUUUACGCCUACAGAGGAUCAAAGGAAACUUUUUGGAUCUGGAUCCACACGAGCUCCUCAAAAUAGACCCCCUUCAGUUUUUAGUCUUCAUGCAUCCAGUUUUGAUUUGGCUGAAUCAAGACCAGUGUCUGGUGUUCGUCUUAGCCCACUGGAUCAUAAACCAGUACUAGUCACUUUUGCAAAAGAUGAAGAUUCUUCCAUUUCCCUUCCAAAGCCUCCUGCCGAUGCUGCAGAGGUUAGAAAAGUCAGCAGUGCUCGGGCACGCUUAUUUAGAAGAACUUCUCAGGGAAAUUUCCUUUCUGCUAAAAUGGUUUCUCCUGAUCAGAAUGAAGAGAAGCUAGAUUCUGAAGAACCAGCUAUGAUGAGUAAUCUUUGCAGAAGUAAUGAUAACUGCUUAGCAGAGCAAAGGUCAUACACACCAUUUAAUGAUGAAAAUAGACAAUUAAUUUGUAACGAGCGUAUCAGCAGGUCGGAGAGGGAAGACUUCCGAAAAGGGACAGCAGGAAAAUUUUUAUUUCAACUGAGAGGAGAGAGAAGUGUCAACAGCGAUGGCAGAUUUGCUGAUGAAGAGCAACAGUUUCCCUGUGACCAGAUUAAAAAGCCUGGCAGAAGUUCAUCAUGGCCAAGGAGUACAGGCUGGAAGAGAAGAGUAACAGGCUUAGAGGAUGAAACAAGAAUAAAUGAAUCAGAAGAGGAAGAAAUCUUUUGGCAUAUAAAGAUUCUACCAAUUCUGCAUGAACUAGAAAAAGAAGACAAUAUAGAAAAUCUUUGUCUGGCUUGCACCAAGCUCUAUCAAGCAUUGAACGAAGGAAAUAUGCUUGGAAAAAGAUUUAAAAGAAGAAGUGUGCUUCUGAAGACAUUAUAUAAACUUGUAGACAUUGAUUCAGAUCCACUUUGCCUGAAGCUGGCAAAGAUUAUUCUGGCUAUGAAAGUGGAUGGAAAAAAUCUUCUCAGUGUUUGCAAGCUUGCAUUUAAAAUUUGCAGGAAUGAAAAAAAUGAUUACAUCAUUCAAAAUGAUAGAUUAUUGGAUUGUUUGUUGGAGGUCCUGAGAACUGAAGAUCUACAAAAAAGCAAUGAAGCUCUCCUGUAUUGCAUGGGAGCUAUAAAAUUCAUGUCUGGAAAUGCAGUACUCCUUAAUGAAAUGGUCAACAAAGGAGCUGUUGAAAUGUUGCUGCAAUUAAUGAAGCAGAUUAAUAAUAUAAAAGAAAAUGACACAUAUUUCUCCAACUUGGGCCACCUGUUAGUCCAGCUGACAGCUACUUUGCGAAACUUGGCUGACUUACCUCCGGCAAGACGCCAACUCAUUUGCAAUGGUGCAGUCUCUGAGCUCUGUGUGGCGCUAGAGCAGCGUAUGAAUGCUAAGGAUGUAUGCACCUAUAUUGUCAGGAUAUUCAGCAAACUUUCUUCCUACAAUGACUUCUGUGCAGCUUUGGCAGACUGCUCCAGAUGUUACAACUUAUUUUUAGCCCUACUAAACAAACACCAGAAGCAGCAGGAUUUGGUUAUCCGUAUCAUCUUCAUUCUUGGUAAUUUAACAGCAAAGAAUAACCAGGCCCGUGAGCAAUUCUUUAAAGAAAAAGGAAGUGUUAACACCUUGAUAUCAUUAUUCCAAACCUACCGUGAACUGGAUUUGAAUGCACAGAAAUGGUACCAUGAAAGAGGAGGGGAAGGAAAAAAACGCCCAAAGCAUCCUUCAGAAGCAGAAGAUGUUCUGAUAAAACUGAUAAGAGUGCUGGCCAAUCUCUCCAUUCAUCCCAGCGUAGGAGCAGCUCUGGCAGCUGCCCAUCGUGUUGUAGAAUUACUUGUUACAGUACUAGAAUACAAGUCAGUUGAUGACUCUGAGGAGUUGGUCAUCAGUGCUGCAACAGCAAUCAACAAUUUAUCCUACUACAAAGUGAAGAGUUCUGCUGUUCAAGACAAGAAGCUACACAUUGCUGAAAUACUUUUAAAGCUGUUAAUGAGCAACAAUAUGGAUGGAGUUGUGGAGGCUGUCAGAGUCUUUGGCAAUCUUUCCCAGUAUCAUGAGAUCUGUGACUUCAUCAUACAGAAAAAGAUAUACAAGUUCAUGAUUGCUUUACUUGAUGCCAAGAACCAAGAUGUCUGUUUUUCUGCCUGUGGAGUUCUGCUCAAUCUCACAGUAGAUAAGAACAAACGAGCUCUUCUGAUGGAAGAAGGAGGAAUUGGAAAGUUAGUUGACUGUUUACGAGACUUUGGGCCGGCUGACUGGCAGCUGGCUUGUUUGAUAUGCAAAACCCUGUGGAACUACAGUGAAAACAUCACAAGUGCGGCUUCGUACUUUGGAGAAGAUACCGACACGUUGCUGGUGCUGCUCACAUCACUCUUAGAUGAAGAGCUAGCGUUGGAUUACAGCCUCGACAGAGAUUUGAGGGACUACAACAAACUAUAUUGGGAAAGAGAGUUCAAACCUGUGGCAGAAAAACUUCUUGACAGAAUUCAAAGCCAUCACUCCUUUCUUCCAACUGUGACUAUUACUCCAUUUUAAUCAAUCUUUUUUUUUUUUUUCUUGUGGUGUAGAUCGUACAGCUUUAUGUAUCUAAUAUACCUGUACAUUGCCAUCGGUAAGCAUGUCAGAGAGCACGGGAAGUUAAUUUUAAAAAAGUCAGUAAAGCCUGGCAUUUAUAUACUGGAUACUAUCUUUCGAGAAGCAUGUAUGAAAUUUUUGCAUGUGUAAUUACUUUUUACAAUAUAUUUGAGCUGAUCAAGCACCUGUUGAGUGUGAUUUGUCUAUUAAUUGCGUAAUUUCUUGGCUGGGAAAAUGAAACAAAACUAUUUGCUGAACUUUUAAUUUUUAAAAGGUAAAUUACCACUGAUUACCUGGACCUCUGCGGUACCAAAAAUGCUGUGCACUGUAAAAGAAUGUUACAUGGCAGGAGGCGCAUCUUACCUACAGACUUUGACACGCUUCUACUUUAUAUGAAAUUCCACGACAGAGUAACCCAAAUGCUAUUGGGGCAUUCUGCUGUGUUCUAUCAUAAGCUUUGCUCUUCAGAUUGAGUGCUGUCAAUGGUCGGGGGAAAGGCGCUCCCCUUUCCUUUGGAGCCCCCCUUCUUUACCCGAUACUGUGUGGCUAGGGUAUCCCAGCUCCUGCCUUGGUGCUUGUGGGACGUAGGCCCAGCUGUGCUGGAAAGAGGCUUUUCUGAAUUGGGACUUCACACCUUAAGGCAAAACACCCAUAUCCCUGAUGGAAGAGAAGAUUUGAGCUAGGCUGGCGUGUUCUUCUUUCAGUUGUUCCCACGUCCCCAGGAGCCACCUGUGCGCCUGUACUUCUCAGACCAGCCGUCUCCCCUGGGCUCGUGUCUCCAUCCACGGGGCAAAAAAGGGCUCUACAUCCUUCACAUUCCUUCCGACUGCUGCUGGCUUGUUUAUUGCUCAGUUUUCAUCCUUUCAGUGUGCCGAAGUCCCUGCUUUUAGCCCAUGGAUUAGCUCAGCAGGUGCAUCACUGGCCUCAAGCGUUAACAGUCCAAUUAGCUACGGAAAGCUUUACAGACUUGACCCGUUUGUCUCUUUUCUGACCUCAGAUUACUAAGAAUAAACCGCUGUGCAGAGGCUGCCGGGCUCCCAGCUCCCAUCCUGAGGGUCAGCAGCCUCGCACUGUGCUGUGUGCGCCAGGAGAGCAAGUCUCCAGCCUGGCAAUCCC